AUGACAGCGGAGUCUCUGUUCCAACGAAUUUUGCAAGAACCAGACGUUUUCUACCGACAUCAGCAGAAUGACGAGCCAGAUUUGUCUGCGGACGACAAGCGAAUGAUCUUAAGCGAUUUGCUAAUCUCGAAUAAGGUCUUGUUUCUUCAAAGGUAUGGAAAAUAUAUGAACAGUGAGGAUUGUGUGCUAUUCCAAGAUGAGUCUGACCCACUGGUUGGUUACAUGAUUGGCCAAAUCGAGAGGAGACGAUCGGAUGCUCAAAAUUUGAAGACUCGUCGUUAUUUAAUGUUGCAAAAACUCAAAGAGAAGGGGAAAUAUUUCUCAGAUGAGAAGAUGAGAGAACGAGAGCCGUAUCUCUAUGACGUUAUGGUUGGGAAGUUUGUUCAAGAGAAAGAUAGGAUUAACUUGCGUCCAUCGGUUUCCCGUGAGGAAUGCGUUGAGGGCGGAUGGGCAAACAUGAUGUGUCAAUUUGAAUCGUCUCGUGAAAUCGCUCAGCGGCGAAAUGAACAUCACACCGAAUGGCAAAGGGAUGCUGAGCAAUCUCUAAAAUCGGAGAAAAUUUCACGUAUGGAAGCCCAUGUCAGCAAUAUGCUUUCAUCGCAAGAAGAUGAGAUGGCUGGUGAUUUUGAUGACGGUUUCGACGAAAUGCGGUCGGAAGUAAACCGAAUAAGUCCCUAUACUGCGAAGGAGAUGAUGAUGUGGACUCAAUCUGGGUACUUUAACGACAAUCUUCUUAUAAGAACUGAGCAUGAAGAGCGUUUCCAUACUUUGGGCGAGUGGACUCGGGUUUGCGGUGGCAAGGUACCCUUUGUGCUACCAGUGAUAUCAAUGGAGGCUUUAGUUGGACAAAUUGCACCUCGUUUGAAUCCUGUUGUGAUAGGAAUGCUUCCACCAGGUCUUCCACCGCCAUUUCCACCUCCAAUGCAUGGCAGAUUUACCCACUUCGUUCCUGGGAUGCCUCCUCCACAACAUCAUCAACCGCCGAUGACCCAUAGUUUGCCGCCAUCAGAGCCGUUGGAUGCAGCUAGCAGUGUCUCUCAGACGCCCGACAGCGAACAAGAGGUUCACAAUGAAAGCAAUGGAAUAUCGAACCUUCGUCACAUGGCGGUGUCAACGGCGGAGCUUCCAGUGAUGGUGUCAGUGGCCACUGGAACUGAUAGUCCUGUGUUACGCGAGGCGGCUUGUCAAACUACUCCGCUCAUUGUAUGGUUUUUCUCAUUCUUAUUUUUACAAGAUGUUCUUAUUUCCGCGUAA
Molecule: messenger RNA, 1254 nt
Organism: Angiostrongylus costaricensis
Lineage: Eukaryota; Metazoa; Nematoda; Chromadorea; Rhabditida; Metastrongylidae
Source: the annotation of a GenBank genome assembly